This is a messenger RNA of Sphaerodactylus townsendi, 2570 nucleotides long. Its product is annotated as tuftelin-interacting protein 11-like. Gene Ontology annotation, biological process: spliceosomal complex disassembly. The transcript has a single exon. Bases 1 to 2328 code for a protein of 775 amino acids. Gene Ontology annotation, molecular function: nucleic acid binding. The record is from RefSeq and is a predicted model, not a curated record. Gene Ontology annotation, cellular component: U2-type post-mRNA release spliceosomal complex. Lineage: Eukaryota; Metazoa; Chordata; Lepidosauria; Squamata; Sphaerodactylidae.
AUGGAUCCCCUCGAGGUCAUCGAGCGGGACCUGCAGCAGGACGAGUUCAGCCCGCCCCGGCAGACCGAGGAGGAGGAGGCGCUCUACGGCACCUGGGCCCCCCAGCGCCGCCCCGGGCGAGGCGGAGACCCCCGGCCCGCCUUGGCCAGCAGCAGGUCCAGGUCCCAGGACGACUCGGCCCCCGGGAGCUUCGUCCGUGCCGGGCUGGAGAAAAGCGCCCCAGGAGGAGCCGCGGGCGACGAGGAGCCCCCCCAAGACCUCGUGGCCCCGAAGAAGCGGCGAACAGGCGGCCCCGUCCAACCCCGCAGCCAGCAGCGCUUCGCCGGAGCCGGGCCCGAGUCCUGGGGGGGCCUCGGCGGCUGGGAGCGGCACACCCGGGGGAUCGGGCAGAGGCUCCUCCGGAAGAUGGGCCACGUGCCCGGCAGGGGGCUGGGCAAGGGCGGCCAGGGCAUCCUCCGCCCCCUCGAGGCCCGGCCGAGGAGAGGCAGGGGGGGCGUGGGGGCCUAUGGCUCGGAGCGCGCGGCUCAGCCCCGGCCGGACUUCUUCCCUGGGGCUGCCGCGGAGGGAGACGCUGAAAAGAAGUCCCAAAAGGAGGAGUUCGGCAGCCAGUGGCGGGAGGAGCCACGUGGGGGCCAGAAGAAGACGCCCAAGACCGUGGAGGGGCUGGAGGCCCAGGGCUGGGGGCGCAAACACCUCUCGGCCCCUCCGGAAGAGCUGGCCCGGGUCAAGGUGACUGACGUGACCAGCUGGGAGCAGAAGGUCCACUGCAGCCGCGGCCAGAUCGGCCGGAAGCCCACCCUCCAGAAGGACAAGGACCCCGAGCGCCCGGCCUUCGCCCUGCCCGAGCUGGAGCACAACCUGCAGCUGCUCCUGGACCUGGCGGGGCGGGAACUCCUCCAGAACGGCCGGCAGCUGCAGCGCCAGCGCCACGUGGUGGCCACCCUGAGCCACGAGAUGGAGAAGGUGGAGGAGGUCCUCUCCCAUGCGGAGCUGGAAGUCCACCGCCUCGGCCAGGCCCUGGAGAUGGUGGAGGAGGGCGAGAGGCGGCUGCGGCCCGGCUGCGGAGACCCCCUGAGCCUGGCGGAGUGCGCCGAGAUCUUCGAGACCCUCCGGGGUCAAUACUACGAGGAGUGUCGCCCGCCCGACCGUGUGGAUCUGGCAGCAGCCGUGGUGUUCCCACUGGUGAAGGAGUACUUCAAGAACUGGGACUGCACGUUGGGCACAGAAGUCCUCGGCCAGGGGAAGAGGCCGCUGGAAAGCCACCAGCUGUGGUCCCACGGGGGACAGGACCCCCCCUCGGACGCAUUCCAGCGGCUGGUGUGGGAGGCGUGGAUGCCGCAGGUGCAGGACGUCCUCGGGCAGUGGCAGCCCCGGAAUUGCGCCCCGAUGGUGGACUUCCUGGACAGCUGGGGGGCCAUCAUUCCCACCAGGAUCCUGGACCACGUUCUGGACCAUCUGGUCUUCCCCAAGUUGCAAGAGGAGGUGGAGAGCUGGGACCCUCUCACGGACCCGGUGCCUGUCCACUCGUGGCUCCACCCGUGGCUGCCCCUGAUGCAGGCCCGCCUGGAGCCCCUCUACCCGCCCGUCCGCCGCAAGCUGGCCAGCGCCCUGCAGAAGUGGCACCCCCGCGACCCCUCCGCCAAGCGGGCCCUGCAGCCCUGGAAGGACGUCUUCACCCCAGGACCGUGGGAGGCCUUCAUGCUGGAGAACAUUGUGCCCAAGCUGGGCCUGGGCCUGGACGAGCUGCCGAUCGACCCCCACCACCAGCAGCAGCACACGACGGAGGCCUUCUUCUGGGUGCUGGACUGGGAGGGCCUGAUCCCGCCCUCCUGCCUGGCGGGGCUUCUCGAGAGGCACUUCUUUCCCAGGUGGCUGCAGGCCCUGCGCUCCUGGCUCAGCAACGACCCCAAUUACGAGGAGGUUGCCCAGUGGUACCUGGGCUGGAAGGCGAGGUUCUCGGACCAGCUGCUGGCCCACCCGUCCAUCAAGGAGAAGUUCAACCAAGCCCUGGGCGUCAUGAGCAGGGCAACCUCCUCUUCCAGUGUGGGGGGCUACCUGCCGCCUGGAGCCCAAGGGAGCAUCGCUUACCUGGCACGCACGGAGCGCCGGAAGGACUUCGUGCCCUUGAACUUCAAGGACCUGGUCCAGACCAAAGCCGAAGAGCACAACAUGGUCUUCAUGCCACUCAUCAGGAAGCGGCACGAAGGAAGGCAGCUGUAUGCCUUUGGGCGCGCCGUCAUCUACAUUGACCGAGGGGUGGUCUUUGUACUGGGGGGGAAGACCUGGGUGCCCACUUCCCUGCAGAGCCUCCUUGACAUGGCCAAAUGAGGGGGAGGGGCUCCACAAGGAGGCUACUUUGCCAUCCGGCUAAAGGACUUCAGAGGAGCCGAGCUGGCCCCCUUGUUCCAGAAGAGCUUUGGGGGUGUCAAUAAAGUGUAUUUUGUGCUAUAAUUUAAUAAAAGACUCCCCCCACCCCAGUCCUGUUAACACUCCUCGUCAUUGACACCCGAGAGGCCCCCAAAUAACUUGAGGAGGGACCCUCUCCCCCCAAAACAGGGGAAAGCAUUUUA